AUGGAAGCUGAGUGUGAACAGGAACCGUCUUUUGGAGUGUAUUGUAAGGGUUUGUUCCUAGAGGGAGCAAGAUGGAAUCGUGAUGUCAUGCAACUGGAUGAGUCCUACCCAAAGAUUCUGUUUGACACAAUACCCAUAAUUUGGUUUCAACCUGCACUCAUAGCUAACUUUAAUCCACCUCCGUGCUACUUUUGUCCAAUCUACAAGACCAGCGAGAGAAAGGGAGUUUUGGCAACCACAGGCCACUCUAGUAAUUUUGUAAUGUAUAUCACAUUGCGGUCAGAUAUUUCUCAGAAGCAUUGGAUUAAUCGGGGAGUGGCGAGCUUAACCCAGCUUGAUGAUUAA
Leptosia nina is the source of this 345-nucleotide messenger RNA. The record is from the annotation of a GenBank genome assembly. Lineage: Eukaryota; Metazoa; Arthropoda; Insecta; Lepidoptera; Pieridae.